AUGGAUUUAUCUAUUACCGAUUGGGACCGAAACGUCGAACUCCGGUUCCAUGAGCCACAAUGCGAUUCGGACACACCAUCUUUCAGGAUCAUGAACGUUGCUCUGAAAAUUCCUGGGAGGGAGUCUGUCAAAACCGGUCAUGAAGCAAUUGUGGUCACUUGGACCCAGUCAGCAGUAAAGGCAGGACAGAUAGCACAAGCCGAGGUUCAAAAGUUCGGGUGUUUGAACAAUCUUCUCAACGAGGCAACCUCCAAAGGCCUAGAUCAAACGUUCAAGCUGCUUGUACCCAGGACGAAGGGAUAUAUCAUGCGCAGCAAUCUCUUCGAAAAACGACUGCGUGCAGCGCAGCAUAUACGGAGAAUUGCGGGGUUCGUCAGUCCGGGAAAGUUCGUCGCGCCUCCUGGCUUUUGA
Molecule: messenger RNA, 411 nt
Organism: Aspergillus mulundensis
Lineage: Eukaryota; Fungi; Ascomycota; Eurotiomycetes; Eurotiales; Aspergillaceae
Exons: 2
Coding region: 1-411 (136 amino acids)
Source: RefSeq, a predicted model, not a curated record